This is a messenger RNA of Rhodamnia argentea, 1879 nucleotides long. RefSeq lists its product as uncharacterized. NCBI's taxonomy places the organism in Eukaryota, Viridiplantae, Streptophyta, Magnoliopsida, Myrtales, Myrtaceae. The record is from RefSeq and is a predicted model, not a curated record. The coding region runs from base 376 to 1674 and encodes 432 amino acids. The transcript is spliced from 2 exons.
UGUUUCGUCUGAGACUGAGCUUUUUGGUUCUGAAUCUGAAUCCGAGAGAUUCGAUUCCCGACCUGCCGGAAAACCCGACCCGCCGAGCCCGCAGACACCCAUAAUCUAACCAGAUCUUAUCAGAUUCCUUCAGAUCUCUCUCUCUCUCUCUCUCUCUCUCUCGCUCUCUUCCCGUUGCCCAUCUCCAACAUCAAUCCAUUCACCCCCGCAUUCGCGGCAAAUUCAUCUUGAACUUGCCCAUUUCAUUGUUCGAAUAGCGUGUAAUCUUGGCAUCGAAAAUUUCGCGUCUUGCUUUGGGAGCGAUCCGUUUGAUUGAUGCUUCGACUUGGAUCCUAGCGAUCGGAGCGGGUUGAAUCGGAGCUCUCGGUGGAAUCGAUGGGAUCCUCUCACUCGGUUCAGGAAGUGAGGGACGAGGACGAGAGCCAAGAUGGAGAAGACGACGACGAAGAAGAAGAGGAGGAUGAGGAGGAAGACGGGAAUGCGGUGCUCAGUAGGAACGAAAUGAGCAAUACCCACCUGGUGAAGAAGGUGCUGGAGCAAGAGCCGGAGAUGUUGCCGUGCUACGCGUCGGCGUCGCCGCUCUCUCCGCAGCUCUCCACCCUCGGGACGCCGCGGAUGGGGCCGUCGAUCAAGGUCUGGGACCCCUACAACGUCCUUGCGCCGCCCCCGCCGCUGCCCCCACCUCCACCGGUGUUCUCUCGGAGCUUCUCCUCGAGCACGAUGGAGGAGGACCGGAGCGCGACGGAGGUGUUCUUGAUCAGCCACGGUGAGUGCGAGGCCAGUUUGAGGCCGGAUUUGAUCGGUGGGCGGUGCGCCGCCGCGGGGCUGACAGCCAACGGGAAGCGGCAGGCCAGGGCCUUGGCCGUGCUGCUGAAUUCGCACUGUGUCCGGUUCUGCGCGGUUUAUUCUUCGCCGCUGGAUCGAGCAAGGUCGAUGGCAGCUUUGGUUUGCCAGGAAAUGAAUGUUUCCUCGGAACAGAUUCAGUUGUCAGAUGCGCUUACAGAGAUGAGCCAAGGUCAAUGGGAGGGAUUGCCUGUGUCAGAAGUAUAUACGCCUGAAAUUUUGGGUGUAAUGGAGAGACUUCAGCCUGAUUUUUCUGCGCCAGGUGGAGAGUCACUUAGGGAGGUGGAGUUCCGAACUGUUCACUUCUUAAAUGGAACCGUGCUCAGUCUGCCUGAGAAGUUGCGCUUGGAUUUCUCUCUCCACGGUGCAAAUGAGAACCAUCGAUACUCCCACCAGAAUGCAUACGCUUCGUCUAAUUUUAUCGGUGAUCGAGAUGGGCCGUCCCUCCCAUCACCCCGAUCCGAUGUGCUUCAUCACAGGCACCGGCAGGGAUUUGUGAAGAAAAAAUCUGGUAAGAGCAGGCUUCAGUAUGUCACUACUACUGGAGAUCAUGAUCCCGAAGACGAAAAUUCUCCUCAGGAAGUGCAUCCCCAGAACACACUGCACGAUCUAAGUGAAAGGAGCUCUCUUUCCAGUAUUUCCUCUUGUGUCGGUAUAUUUACGCAUCCAACCACGAUAAAGUGUCUAAUCACGGGGAUUAUGGGUUGCAGUCCGCUAAUGUCUCAUAAGAUCUGCGUGGAAGAUUCCUCGGUGACAGUCUUACAGCAUUCCUGGAAAACAGGUUGGCAGAUAAAAAGACUGAAUGAUACCUCGCACCUGAGGCUCCUUUAGAUGGAGAACUAAAAGACUGAAUGAUACAGACGCAAAGCUCGGUAUCGAGAAGAUUGGGGAUUGAUUAUCAAGUUAAAUCCCACGUCAAUCUGGUUAAUGUUUUGGAUUUGUAUGUUUGAGUGAUUCUUUUUUCCUCUGCAAACACUUGCAAUGAUGUUGUAUCCUGCCAUAUAUUUAUUCCUCCAUGCUCAUGAACUCCGAGCAA